This is a messenger RNA of Cynoglossus semilaevis (tongue sole), 5319 nucleotides long. RefSeq names its product collagen, type II, alpha 1a (gene col2a1a). NCBI's taxonomy places the organism in Eukaryota, Metazoa, Chordata, Actinopteri, Pleuronectiformes, Cynoglossidae. Bases 524 to 4987 code for a protein of 1487 amino acids. The record is from RefSeq and is a predicted model, not a curated record. Gene Ontology annotation, molecular function: extracellular matrix structural constituent conferring tensile strength; protein binding. Gene Ontology annotation, biological process: extracellular matrix organization. The transcript is spliced from 54 exons.
CGUUUUAGUCAUUUUUAAUUCCUAAAAGUUUCUCUACACUUUUUUUUCCCGCUCAUGUCGUCCAGUCAGACGUCGUGACCUUUGACCUGUUGCUUGUAGCUCGCUCUUAAAUGUGAAAGUGAAGGUGCAUCUUCUGACCACCCAGGCCAAGCAGGUCAAGGGAGGAAGGAGGGCUGGGGUUAAAAAAAAAAAAUCCCAGGGAGAGUGGAUGCUGCUGGAUUAAGGGGUGGGAGGUGAGGCUCGGGUUUCAGCCUGACGGGGGGUCUGGGGGAAGGACUGGUAUCUCGGAAUAUACGAAGAUCCAUACAAGGCACAGUGGACAUAAAAUCGCUGUGCUUGCCCUGACGCGGUGGGUGCAGAGUGCCAGCUGGGGGCCCCGUGUUGGAUUCCACUUAGAGUUUUGACUGCAUGGUGUCCUGAGUCUCGAGGAACAAAAACGCCUACAGCACCGCUGAGUGAGAGUCUGGUCUCCCCCCCAUCCCUUCACUUCUCACCCGAGCUCCUGCAUGUCUAACAUUUAGACAUGUUCAGCUUUGUGGAUUCAAGGACUCUUCUGCUACUCGUAGCAUCCCAACUUGUUUUACUAGCCGUGGUCAGAUGUCAGGAAGAAGACGACCAGGAGGCAGGUGGCUGCAUACAGGACGGCCAGCUGUAUAAUGAUAAGGAUGUGUGGAAGCCCGAGCCGUGUCGUAUCUGUGUGUGCGACAGCGGAGCGGUUCUGUGUGAUGAGAUAAUCUGCGAGGAGAUCAGAGAGUGUGCCAACCCGGUCAUCCCAUCUGGAGAGUGCUGUCCCAUCUGCCCUGCUGAUGCCAGCGCCCCCACUGAGACGAUCGGUGCUAAGGGCCAGAAAGGUGAACCUGGAGAUAUCGCAGAUGUUGUAGGACCAAGAGGACCACCGGGCCCCAUGGGCCCCUCUGGUGAUCAGGGCCCACGUGGAGAAGCCGGUGCUAAAGGUGACAAGGGAAAUCUUGGACCUCGAGGAAGAGAUGGCGAGCCUGGCACCCCUGGAAACCCCGGACCACCUGGACCUCCCGGACCACCAGGACUUGGAGGGAACUUUGCUGCUCAGAUGGCAGGAGGUUUUGAUGAGAAGUCUGGAGGAGCUCAGAUGGGAGUGAUGCAGGGACCAAUGGGACCCAUGGGACCUCGUGGCCCACCCGGACCUUCUGGAGCUCCUGGUCCCCAGGGUUUCCAAGGUGCUCCAGGAGAGGCUGGAGAGCCCGGUGCAGCCGGACCAAUGGGACCACGUGGACCAGCUGGACCUUCUGGAAAAUGGGGAAGUGAUGGUGAGUCUGGCAAACCUGGCAAGGCUGGAGAGCGUGGACCUGCAGGACCUCAGGGAGCUCGUGGAUUCCCUGGAACUCCUGGACUUCCUGGAAUCAAAGGACACAGAGGUCAUCCUGGUCUGGAUGGAGCCAAGGGAGAGACCGGUGCUGCAGGAGCCAAGGGAGAAUCCGGAAAUGCUGGUGAGAACGGAUCUGCUGGACCAAUGGGCCCACGUGGUCUGCCUGGUGAGAGAGGACGUCCUGGGGCAUCUGGAGCUGCAGGAGCUCGUGGAAAUGAUGGUCUGCCCGGUCCUUCUGGUCCACCUGGACCUGUUGGUCCUGCUGGAGCACCCGGUUUCCCAGGAUCCCCUGGAGCCAAGGGAGAGGCCGGUCCUACUGGUGCCCGUGGAGCAGAGGGCGCUCAGGGACCUCGUGGAGAGGGUGGUACACCAGGAUCUCCAGGACCUGCUGGUGCAUCGGGUAACCCUGGUACCGAUGGUAUUCCUGGAGCUAAAGGAUCUGCUGGUGCUUCAGGUAUCGCUGGUGCUCCUGGAUUCCCCGGCCCUCGUGGCCCACCUGGACCACAGGGAGCCACUGGAUCUCUUGGGCCUAAGGGACAGUCUGGAGACCCUGGUCUUCCUGGAUUCAAAGGUGAAGCUGGACCUAAGGGAGAACUGGGCGUUGCUGGUCCUCAAGGCCCCCCAGGCCCCGCAGGUGAGGAAGGAAAGAGAGGAGCCAGAGGAGAACCUGGAGCUGCCGGUCCACUGGGACCACCAGGAGAGAGAGGAGCUCCUGGUAACCGUGGUUUCCCUGGUCAGGAUGGUCUCGCUGGUGCUAAGGGGGCUCCUGGUGACCGUGGUGUCGCUGGUGCUGCUGGGCCUAAAGGUGCUUCUGGAGACCCAGGUCGCACUGGAGAAUCCGGUCUCCCCGGAGCAAGAGGUCUCACUGGUCGACCCGGAGAUGCUGGUCCUCAGGGCAAAGUUGGACCUGCUGGUGCCUCUGGUGAGGAUGGUCGCCCCGGCCCCCCCGGUCCUCUGGGAGCUCGUGGUCAGCCAGGAGUGAUGGGAUUCCCUGGACCAAAGGGAGCAAAUGGUGAACCUGGAAAACCAGGAGAGAAGGGUCUCGUGGGUCGUACUGGACUGAGAGGUCUGCCUGGAAAAGAUGGUGAGACCGGAUCUUCUGGACCUCCUGGACCUUCUGGACCUGCUGGAGAGAGAGGAGAACAAGGACAGCCUGGUCCUUCUGGCUUCCAGGGCCUGCCUGGACCAACUGGCCCCCCGGGAGAAAAUGGAAAACCUGGAGACCAGGGUGUUUCUGGAGAGGGCGGAGCUCCUGGUGCUGUUGGACCAAGAGGUGAACGUGGUUUCCCUGGUGAGAGGGGCGGUGCCGGUGCUCAGGGUCUUCAGGGACCCCGUGGUCUCCCAGGAACAUCUGGAAGUGAUGGAUCCAAGGGAGCCAUUGGACCAGCUGGUGCUGCUGGACCUCAGGGUCCACCGGGCCUGCAAGGAAUGCCAGGAGAGAGAGGAGCUGCUGGAAUCACAGGAGCCAAAGGAGACAGAGGUGAUAAUGGACAAAAGGGACCUGAGGGUGCUCCAGGAAAAGAUGGCGCUAGAGGUUUGACUGGUCCCAUCGGUCCUCCUGGACCAUCUGGACCCAACGGAGCCAAGGGAGAGACUGGACCUGGUGGACCAAGUGGUGCCCCUGGUGUCCGCGGUGCUCCUGGUGACCGUGGUGAAAUCGGACCUCCUGGACCUGCUGUUUUCGCUGGACCCCCUGGGGCAGAUGGUCAGCCCGGUGCCAAAGGAGAAACUGGUGAAGGUGGACAGAAGGGAGAGGCUGGUUCUUCUGGACCUCAGGGACCAUCUGGAGCUCCUGGACCUGUGGGACCAACUGGCGUGACAGGAGCUAAAGGAGCCCGUGGAGCUCAGGGAGCACCUGGUGCCACCGGAUUCCCCGGUGCUGCUGGCAGAGUUGGAUCACCUGGUCCAAACGGAAAUCCCGGUCCUGCUGGUCCUGCCGGACCUGCUGGCAAAGACGGACCAAAGGGAGUUCGUGGUGAUGCUGGACCUCCAGGGAGACAUGGAGAUGCUGGACUUCGUGGCGCACCUGGUGCACAAGGCGAGAAGGGAGAGCCUGGAGAGGAUGGACCACCUGGAGCUGAUGGACCUUUAGGUCCUCAGGGUCUGUCUGGAUCCCGUGGUAUUGUAGGUCUGCCCGGACAACGUGGAGAGAGAGGUUUCCCUGGUCUUCCUGGACCUUCUGGGGAGCCUGGUAAACAGGGAGGUCCUGGUUCUUCUGGUGACCGUGGACCCCCUGGACCUGUUGGACCACCUGGACUUACAGGACCUGCUGGAGAAACUGGAAGAGAGGGAACUCCUGGGUCAGAUGGACCUCCAGGUCGUGAUGGAGCUGUUGGUGUAAAGGGAGAACGUGGUAAUACUGGUCCUGCCGGUGCCCCUGGAGCUCCUGGUGCCCCUGGUUCCCCCGGAUCAGUCGGACCCCUCGGCAAGCAGGGAGACAGAGGAGAGUCUGGCGCUCAAGGACCUGCUGGACCUCCUGGAGCUGCAGGAGCCAGGGGUAUCGCUGGACCCCAAGGACCACGUGGAGAUAAGGGUGAAGCCGGUGAGGCUGGAGAGCGAGGACAGAAGGGUCACCGUGGAUUCACUGGUCUCCAGGGUCUUCCUGGACCUCCUGGUUCACCUGGAGAUGCUGGAUCUGCUGGACCUGCAGGACCCAGCGGUGCUAAGGGACCUGCUGGACCAAGUGGACCGGCCGGUAAAGAUGGAUCUAACGGACAGCCCGGCCCUAUUGGACCUCCAGGUCCUCGUGGACGCUCUGGAGAAUCAGGUCCCGCUGGACCCCCUGGUAAUGCUGGACCCCCCGGUCCUCCUGGUCCUCCCGGCCCGGGCAUCGACAUGUCAGCCUUUGCCGGUCUGGGUCAGACCGAGAAGUCCCCUGAUCCUCUCAGGUACAUGAGGGCCGACGAGGCCUCCAGCUCUCUGAGGCAGCAUGACGUUGAGGUGGACGCCAGUCUCAAGUCCCUGAACAAUCAGAUCGAGAACCUGCGCAGCCCCGACGGCACCCAGAAGAACCCUGCACGCACCUGCAACGACCUGAAACUGUGCCACCCCGAGUGGAAGAGUGGCUUCUACUGGGUCGACCCCAACCUGGGCUCCAUCGCUGACGCCAUGAAGGUUUUCUGCGACAUGGAGACAGGAGAGACUUGUGUCCACCCGAGCAUCGCCAAGGUGCCCAAGAAGAACUGGUGGACCAGCAAGAGCAAGGACCGCAAACACAUCUGGUUCGGAGAGACCAUGAACGGAGGAUUCCACUUCAGCUACGCUCAGGAGGGCCCCGCCGCUGUUGCAGCCAACGUCCAGCUGACCUUCUUGAGGCUUCUUUCCACUGAGGCCUCCCAGAACCUCACAUACCACUGCAAGAACAGCAUCGCCUACAUGGACCAGAGCGCGGGCAACCUGAAGAAGGCCUUGCUGCUGCAGGGACACAACGACGUGGAGAUCCGCCCGGAGGGAAACAGUCGCUUCACAUACAGUGUGUUGGAGGAUGGAUGCAAGAAACACACAGACCGAUGGGGCAAGACUGUCUUUGAGUACAGAACACAGAAGACCUCUCGUCUGCCAAUCGUAGACAUCGCUCCUAUGGACAUCGGAGGAGCAAAUCAGGAGUUCGGAUUGGAUCUAGGCCCAGUCUGCUUCUUGUAAAGUGGAGUAUCACGAUGCCCCGCCCCAAAAAACAGGAAAUGAAUAAAACUCAACCAUAAAACAUUACACACAAUUCCACAAAAAGAAGACUGGAAAUUAUAAAAAAAAAAGAAAAUUGAUACUUUUUUUAUCUGUCACAACGAAGUGCUCUCCAAGUUGUACUCCCUGGAUGUUAGCACUGAAGGGCACCGGCAAUAUCUCUGCACACCACACCAGCAUUCUCAGUCAACCCACUCCCUGAGAUCCAGUCAUGUUUCCAAUGGCCCACUGUUGACAGGAAGGAGUCAGAGCCAGGAGGAAGAGGGACCAAAAAAAAACAAACAAAAAAAAAA